GCUGAUAUAGCUAGUAGUCACCUUCUAUAAUAUAAUAACUGGUAUGAGGGGAAAGAUAUAUGAGAGACGAAAUCUGUCAUGAACGUAUUGUUUCAUGUUAUUGCCUCUUCUGCUCUUGAGUUCUUUACAAUGUUUACUGUUUGGAAGUGAAGAAGCCGUAAAAAUUGUGGUAGCUGUCCUUUAACUUUCCUGUUGAAGCUCAAGCGCCAUAGGUCCUAUUGGAAAGGCAAUUCCUUCUCCGGGCUGCAUGCUACCGACAGCUUUGACCAUCGAGACUUUGAAUGGGGGCAGCUAGGAUGGGAUCACGGAUAGAAAAUACGAAGCGGUGGUUGAGUGACCGGUGGGGUUGGGUCGUCGUGGCCGGUGCUUCGGUGUUUUUCUUUCUCAUCUUUGGAUUCAUGCUUGUCUUCAGCAUUAUAUUCGUCGCCCUCCAAGAAGAAUUCAAGAGUACAGUCACCCAAACAGCAUGGAUGGGUUCCUUGCCGCUAGGUGUUUGCUGUGCCAGCUCACCGCUAAUCAGCCUUCUGAUUGAACGCUUUGGGCCUCGUGCUAUCGUCGUGACAGGGUUGGCAAUCUCGUCGGUUGGCAUCAUUGUGACGUCAUUCAUGCACUCUCUUCCACCGAUGUACUUCUCGUUUAGCUUGGCCUUUGGCUUUGGCUCUGGGAUGGCGUUCUUUGGUUGCCUUAAUCUCAUCCUAACCUACUUCCCCCUUAAGAAUGCAACCAGGGCCACGGCAAUGCCCAUGGCAAGCUCAAACCUCGGUACGUUUACCCUUGGACCUUUGACCUACCUUCUGCAGACACGAUACGGAUGGAGAAACAUGCUAAGAAUCAUGGGAUCGUUGAUAGGGGUCAUCUGCAUACCCUUGAGUUUGCUGGUUUUGAAACCGCCAUCUAAACCAAGAAUAGAACACAAAACGAUUUGCGCGUCCGGAAGAACGAAAUACUCUGAGAUAGCUUCACAGGAAGACGAAAAUUCCGACGUUCGAAGUGAAGGCAUCAAAAGUCAAAACAAUUCUUCCAGUCAUGAAACUUCCGCAAAAAUGGAUAAAACCAUUCAUGAAUGCGAUUUGUGUGAUAACACACAGAGGAUAGCCGAUGGACGAAAAAUGGUUAUCAAAGGUAGAGUGUAUCAAGAAAACGAAACUCAACGUAGUCCCAUUUGCAGAAUUCUUCGUACUCUUUUGUAUCCAGAUGUCCUAUUGCUCUCAUUUUCUGUAUUCGGAUAUGGUCUUGUAAACUCCGUUUUCUUCAUACAAUUGGUAAACUUCAUGAUUUCUAUCGGGCGCACGGCAGAGCAAGGAACACAGGCCGUCAUGGUCAUGAGCAUCUCCGUCACGAUCGGCAAAAUAGUGCUAGUCCUGUUUGCGGACAUGGCACCUUUUCCUAAACUUGGCUUCUUCCUGAUCUCUAGUUUCAUCGGAUCUGGUAUACUGCUGUCCUUUCUGUGGGUGCAUGAACACAUCGCUGUGUUGUUGUUGACGGGCACAUUAGGCGUGACUGUGGUAGGUAUAUGUGACAGUCUUCCGUAUUCAGUUUCCAACAAUACCUUCGGUGUUUCAACAGGAACUCAAGCCCUUCCCAUUAUUGCCUUCUUCCAUGGAGCUGGAUUCAUGCUUGCAUCCUUUCUCGGUGAAAGUGUAGAUCGGACUGGAUCUUACGACAUAACUUUAUACGUCUGCAUUGGAAUUUACGCCGUGUGUGCCCUGUUUUGCAUUCUAGUUCCUGUUUGCCAGAGGUGUUUCGCCAAAGACCGUUUUGUUAUGGACGUUUAUUUCGAAUGCAAACAUGAAGAAAGUACCAAGGAUGAAAUACAUACGAGUAAAAAUAGAAAAAGCACUUUGUGUGGAUAAAGAAGAAAACGUAACAUACAUUGUCACUGAUAAGGUGUCUUCGGUAUGAUUUUUGUUGUUGUUGCUUGCAGCCGCACAGAAAGU
Messenger RNA from Lytechinus pictus (painted urchin), 1937 nucleotides. RefSeq lists its product as uncharacterized. Gene Ontology annotation, biological process: transmembrane transport. The coding region runs from base 282 to 1853 and encodes 523 amino acids. Gene Ontology annotation, molecular function: monocarboxylic acid transmembrane transporter activity. Gene Ontology annotation, cellular component: membrane. The transcript has 7 exons. Lineage: Eukaryota; Metazoa; Echinodermata; Echinoidea; Temnopleuroida; Toxopneustidae. The record is from RefSeq and is a predicted model, not a curated record.